Aureobasidium subglaciale EXF-2481 is the source of this 1740-nucleotide messenger RNA. RefSeq lists its product as uncharacterized. Gene Ontology annotation, molecular function: proteasome binding; cysteine-type deubiquitinase activity; protein binding. Bases 1 to 1740 code for a protein of 579 amino acids. Gene Ontology annotation, biological process: regulation of proteasomal protein catabolic process; protein deubiquitination; proteasome-mediated ubiquitin-dependent protein catabolic process. The record is from RefSeq and is a predicted model, not a curated record. NCBI's taxonomy places the organism in Eukaryota, Fungi, Ascomycota, Dothideomycetes, Dothideales, Saccotheciaceae. The transcript has 2 exons.
AUGGCUUCCAUUCCCGUCAUCGUCAAACACCAGGGCACAAAGUACGAAGUCGAUCUUGACCCCGAAGCAACCGGCGAGGAGUUCAAAUAUCAAGUGUACUCUCUCACAAACGUUGAACCCGAGCGUCAAAAGAUCCUCAUCAAGGGAGGACAGUUGAAGGAUGAUACUCCUCUUUCAUCCCUGAAGGCCAAGGCUGGUCAGCAGUUCAUGAUGAUGGGCACGCCCUCCGGCGACCCUGCAUCCCAAGUCGACCGCCCCGCCCAAAAGAUCCGUUUCCUAGAGGACAUGACAGAGGCAGAGGCCGCUCAAGUCUCCGGCGCUACUCCCGCCGGUCUUCAGAACCUCGGCAACACCUGCUACCUCAACUCGGCCCUCCAGACUUUGAGGAGCAUGCCUGAGCUCAGCGAGGCUCUUGACAGCUACAAGGACAGCGAAUUCGGCCUGAGUGGUCUCGGUUCGUCCACCGACCUGACUGGCUCCUUGCGCGACCUGUACAAGCAGAUGGGCGAGACUCAGCAAGGCUUCCCUCCUCUCGUCUUCCUGAACGCUCUCCGCCAGAGCUACCCUCAGUUCUCUCAAAAGGCCAAGGAUGGCCACGGCUACGCACAACAGGAUGCCGAAGAGGCCUGGUCCUCGAUCGUUCAGAUGCUUCGCCAGAAGCUGCAGCAAGACGGUUCCUCCUCGUCGUCUUCGGGUAACGUCCGUGGCAACAACUGGGUUGACAAGUUCAUGGCUGGCCAGACCGAAUCAGUUAUGACCUGUGACGAAUCUAGUGCCACCGAAGAGCCCGUCAAGGGUAGCGACGUCUUCUUCAAGCUCGACUGCAACAUCCGCGGCGACACCAACCACCUCCGUGAGGGAGUCAACAUUGCUCUCAACGAGACCAUCGAGAAGCGUUCCGAAUCCCUUGGCCGCGAGGCUACCUACACAAAGUCCUCCCGCAUCUCUCGCCUGCCCAAGUACAUGCCCGUUCACUUUGUUCGCUUCUUCUGGCGCAAGGACACCCAGAAGAAGGCAAAGAUCAUGCGCAAGGUCACCUUCCCCAUGGAGCUUGACGCUGUCGAGUUCUGCACCGACGAGCUCAAGAAGCAGCUCAUUCCCAUCCGCGACCGCAUUCGCGAGGUACGCAAGGAAGAGGAGGACGUCGAACGCGCCAAGAAGAGACAGAAGCGAAUGAAGAAGGAGCACGACGAUUUGGCCGGUAGCGCCUCCGAGCCUCUGGAGAAGCGCAAGGAGAAGGAAAAGGACACGGAAACUCAGUCCAGCAAGCAAAAGAAGGACGUUGGCAUGAGCGCAUCCGGCGGUGACACCGAGAUGGGUGGUACAGAGUCCUACAAGACCGACGCCGAGAUCGAGAGAGAGCGCGCAGAGAAGAUUCUCGCCAUGAGAAAGGAUCUCCUCGCCCAGGUCUCUCCUACACUCGCCGCCGACGAGUCAGCCAACCAGACUGGACUCUACGAGCUCCGUGCCGUCAUCACUCACCAGGGCUCUAGCGCCGACAGCGGUCACUACACCUCGUACAUCAAGAAGACCGGCCGCAAGAACAUCGACGGUAGCAUCGAGGAGGAAGACGGCAAGUGGUGGUGGUUCAACGACGACAAGGUCAGCGAAGUCGAGGCCGACAAGGUCGAGACACUGUCCGGCGGCGGUGAGAGCCACUCUGCUCUGAUCCUGCUGUACAAGGCCGUCGAGCUGCCCUCCAAGAAGUCGAUCGAGGACGCCGAGAAGGCUUUGGCAUAA